This is a messenger RNA of Passer montanus (Eurasian tree sparrow), 2301 nucleotides long. RefSeq lists its product as uncharacterized. The record is from RefSeq and is a predicted model, not a curated record. Lineage: Eukaryota; Metazoa; Chordata; Aves; Passeriformes; Passeridae. Bases 826 to 1974 code for a protein of 382 amino acids. The transcript is spliced from 4 exons.
AAAAAAUAACAAAAUCUGACCAAAAAAUAACUUUUCACACCAUCUGCUACACCACAUCAAGCUUUUGACUCACCUGAUCAUCAAUUAAUUGCAAAGGGACUCACCCAAAGGCUCCUGCUGCUGCCGUGCACGUUUCCCAGGGAUGAACCCAAGCAUGGCACAGCCCAGCUCCUGCUGAACCCCAAAUCUGGGAGCUCCCCCCAUGCCACAGCUCCUGACACACUGGUGCCAGCUCAGGGAGCAGCUCCAGAAUGGCCACGAUGCCAACAAACACCUUUUGUAGGUGCCACAGCACCUGGGCAAAGAGCAACGCCCAAGGAUUUAAUUUCCAAAAAAGUGGAUUCUGAAUUCAGCCUGGAGUUUCAGCUGUUCCAGGGUGAAAACCUGCUGCUUUCCCUCGUGGCAGCAUUUCAGGGAAUGUUCAUUUAAUUAUCACCUUAUUCAGGUGAAGUGCAGCAGCAGAGCAGCAAUUUUCUUACUGUGGUAUUUUUAAACCCUUCCUGGACACGGAUUUUCCUCUUUUAAUGGGGAAUAAAAGACUCCCAAGAGGAAAGGAGGAUGAGAAAUGCCCUGCUCUGCUCCCUCUGUGCUGGGAGACACAACCCCCCAGCGUGGGGCACUUGGAGUGUCACUGCAGCUCUGUCACAACCAGAAAUCUCAGGGGCUGGAUGGUGCCAACACCUCCCAGCUCUCAGUGUCAAUGGAGACAUCUCCAGCCUUCCCUGGAGCCUCCUGGCCGUGACCUCAGUGGCUCUGCCAGGAUUGGGGAUUUGAGGAACAGCAGAGCUUACAGGGCUCCAGAAAUCCCAUUCAGCUCAAGGAUACAUGUCUGAGCUGGACAGCAGCAAGGUCCCAGAUGAGUUUUGUUUGGCCAUAAUUCACAUUUCUGAACCUAAACCUGCACUGCUUUCCUGGGAAUUCACCCUCAGAGUGCCCCAGAAAUCCCACCCAGCUCAAGGCUACACACACACCUCUGAGCUGCAGAGCACAGGGAUCCCAGAUGAGUUUUACUCAGCCAUAAUUUACAUUUCUGAAUCUAAACCUGUGCUGCUUUCCUGGGAAUUCACCCUCAGAGUGCCCCAGAAAUCCCACCCAGCUCAAGGCUACACACACACCUCUGAGCUGGACAGCAGCAAGGCCCCAGAUGAGUUUUGUUUGGCCAUAAUUCACAUUUCUGAACCUAAACCUGCCCUGCUUUCCUGGGAAUUCACCCUCAGAGUGCCCCAGAAAUCCCACCCAGCUCAAGGCUACACACACACCUCUGAGCUGCAGAGCAGAGGGAUCCCAGAUGAGUUUUACUCAGCCAUAAUUCACAUUUCUGAAUCUAAACCUGUGCUGCUUUCCUGGGAAUUCACCCUCAGAGUGCCCCAGAAAUCCCACCCAGCUCAAGGCUACACACACACCUCUGAGCUGGACAGCAGCAAGGCCCCAGAUGAGUUUUGUUUGGCCAUAAUUCACAUUUCUGAACCUAAACCUGCCCUGCUUUCCUGGGAAUUCACCCUGAGAGUGUUUGGAACCCGUGACCUCAGUGGCUCUGCCAGGAUUGGGGAUUUGAGGCACCAAGAGAACUCAGCACCACCAGAAACCUCACUCAGCUCAAGGCUGCACACACACCUCCAAGGGAAGGAUUUAUCUGGCCAUAAUUCUGGUUCCAGGUUUCUACAACUUAAUUUUCCUAAUUCCAAGUUUCUGAGCCUAAACCUGCCCUGCUUUCCCAGGAAUUCACCCUCAGAGUGCUCAGAACCUGUGAGCUCCCAGAAAUCCCACUCAGCUCAAGGCUGCACACACACCUCCAAGGGAGGGAACCCAGAUGAGUUUUAUUUGGCCAUAAUUCACAUUUCUGUACCUAAACCUGCCCUGCUUUCCCAGGAUUUCACCCCAGGAGUGCUCGGGAGGUGCUGGAGCUGCCUCUCCUCCCUUUAUCUGCUUUUCCAAUCUCAUCCUCCCAAAGGGAGGAGGGAAAGCUCCCUGUGAGCUUCAGUCAGGACUCACCAGUUCCAACCAGUAAGGCAGGACCUGCUGGGAUGGGGAGGAAGCCACAGCUCCUUUGUGCCUCCUGCCCACACGGAGAUUCCCAGCAGAGAACCAGAGGCAGCAGCAGCCCCUGGGGAGCUGGGCACGUGCUCCCAGUGCUCCCACACACCUGGAGAAUCUCCUGUCACAGGCACUGACCCAGCACCUGUCAGAGUUCCAUCCUGCUCACCCAAACCCCAAGGGAGAUCAACCUCCUGCUGAGGUUUUUUUUUUGGAAAAUAUAAGAAUUUAAAUGUUUAAAAGGGAAUUUAGAGCUCCCAGCAGGGA